Epinephelus fuscoguttatus (brown-marbled grouper) is the source of this 11526-nucleotide messenger RNA. RefSeq names its product calcium/calmodulin-dependent protein kinase type IV. The record is from RefSeq and is a predicted model, not a curated record. Gene Ontology annotation, biological process: protein phosphorylation. The coding region runs from base 2219 to 3652 and encodes 477 amino acids. NCBI's taxonomy places the organism in Eukaryota, Metazoa, Chordata, Actinopteri, Perciformes, Serranidae. The transcript is spliced from 11 exons. Gene Ontology annotation, molecular function: calmodulin binding; ATP binding; calcium/calmodulin-dependent protein kinase activity.
CAUCUGAAAAAAACAGACUCAGUGUGCAAAGACCGUAAGUUAAUUGGACCUAGCAGCUAACAAGAACUAGAAGCUAACUCUCAGUCAGCUGGAUCCCUACAGAGACAGAGCUUUGUGCUGAAGAAUAGAGAUCUAGAAACAGUCCUGAAAUCACCGUCACCAAAUCCACCAGACUCCAUUUAAAUCAGCAGUCAUGUUAGUGUGUAUAGAGGCAGCAUGUUGUCACAGCUAACUGGUGAGUUAAGGGUUAAUUUAAACCAAACCAGAGCUGGUGAUUGUUGGAACAGAGACAAACCAAGAUGGUUUUUGUGAGUCUUAUUUUGUUUCUGUCGACUCUGAAUGAAGUGUGUUUGACAAUGAUAUAUUUACUGUUUAUUUAAAUGGAGUUUGGUGGGUUUGGUGACGGUGAUUUCAGGACUGUUUCUGGAUCUGACUCUUUAACAAAUCAAUCAAUCAAUUUUAUUUAUAAAGGCCAAUAUCACAAAUCACAAUUUGCCUCACAGGGCUUUACAGCAUACGACAUCCCUCUGUCACCACCCUCAUAAGACAAUCCACUAACCAAGUAUUGUCUUAUGAGGGUGGUGGGUGUACACCUCCACAGAGGUUAAAAACCUGAGUCUUACUCCACUGUUUGUCAGACUAGUGAGGCGUUGAGAACUGAUGAAGCCGCUUGGAUAAGAGGCGAAACGUCUUCUAGACAAAAUCAAAGUCCAGUUGCCUUCGAUUGUAUUGUUGCCAGAAUGGAUUUGACCUGGAUAAAUGAGAAUAUCCACAGACUUAUCCUUUCAUAAUGUUGUCAGACACUGAGGAAACCACUCUGAGCCUGUCAGUGACAAAAACAAACACUUUUAGUGGACGGACACUGAGGAGAGUGGUGACAUCACUGCUGUCUGUACCGGACCAGUCUCAGAAUCUACUGUUCCCAUUUCAGUCCUGCAGACACAAAAACAUGAGCAUGAACAGAGUCCAGGUUUAAAACACCAGCGUUAGCCUUUAAGGUAAAAAAGAAGAAGAAAAAGUUGUUGCUUUUCUGAAAAGUCCUGCGGUCUGUACUUUAAACAAAGAUCUGAUGAGCACACUGAGAGGAGGUAAAUAAUAGACUGACAAAACUGUAAAUAUGGAGACAUUAAACAUUCUGACGUGUGUACUAAUAAACGUGACUAAAACUAUUAAAACAUGUGACAGACCUUCUGUUUGUCAGGAAGAAUAAAAUGAAGAAGAAAUAAAAACGGGAGAAACACGCGUGUGUCGGUGUGAGAGUUGCGGGUUUGAUUCCCGCAGGAUCAAAGCCUCCAGAUGUCACGCUAAUGUACAUUUAUGUAUUUAGGUUAUUUCUGUAUUUAGGUUGCUGACAGAGGCUCCGCUGACUGACAGGCCCGCCGUCCAAUGGGAGCGCGGCUCGGCUCUCCUGCGGGGCUGUGAUUGGUCGGCGCGGUGACAGAGGGGCGGGGCUGUGAGAUUACAGCAGCAUCUCUCUCUCUGCAGAUCCAGCGGACAUCUGGAGCUGCCCUGCCCGGGAAUCAAACCUCCGAGCUCCGAGCACCGACAUCCCGCACCGAGCCUGUCCGGGUUUCGCUGUCUGUUUCCCGGUGAAAACGUCUCCGGGCUCCGGUGUUGUUGUCGCGGCUCUCCAGGCUGGAUCUCCGCCGGGAGGCUGCAGCGCUCCGGAGGGACGGACGGACCGUUUCUGCCGGUAAAAACACGGAACUACGAAUAAAACCCGGGAGGGGGGGUGAUGGACUGAAGUGAUCCGACAUCUGAGAGGGUUUUAGGCCCAAUGGAAGCUGCGACACAUCCGGACCCGGUGCGUCUGGAUCCCGGUUCCCGCUCCAGUCUGGACUGAGGACUCGUGUUUGUCUCUCGGGAUCUGAAAUAAUUUCUCUUCUUACAGUUUUUCAGUUUUGAUCUUUGCUCUGAUAAACGGUCCUGAUUGAGAGUUUGAGGGUGCAGGCGGAUCCUCCUCCUCCUCCUCCUCCUCCUCCUCCUGCUGGUCUGGAUUAGAGCCCAUCAGGAUCAUGAAUCAUCCCCCCUCUGCUCCUCUAAUCUGGGCUUUACCGAGCUGGAUUUAAAUCUGAGAUCUGAUCUGGAUUACUCUGCUCCUGGAUCUGAUCGGGUCACAUCUGACCCGGUCUGACCCGUCCCUGGUCCUGGUCUUGGAGGGAUCUUGGACUCGGUGCUGGCCCUCUUGGUCCUGGUUUUGGGGAGUUCUGCUGUCACCAUGCCGACGUCCCGGCCUGGUUCGGCGCCGGUGGAGUUCUGGGUGGACGGGUCGAGGCGGGACGGGGCCGUGGAGGAGUUCUACACCCUGAGCUCCGAGCUGGGCAGAGGAGCGACAUCCAUUGUGUAUCGCUGUGAGGAGAAACAGACUCAGAAACCCUACGCUCUCAAAGUCCUCAAGAAAACGAUUGACAAGAAAAUAGUUCGUACAGAGAUCGGCGUCCUGCUGCGUCUGUCGCACCCAAACAUUAUCCAGCUGAAGGAGAUCUUUGAGACGGACACUGACAUCGCUCUGGUGCUGGAGCUGGUGACGGGAGGAGAGCUGUUUGACAGGAUUGUGGAGCGAGGUUACUACAGCGAGCGAGAUGCCGCUCACGUCAUCAAACAGAUCCUGGAGGCCGUGGCGUAUCUCCAUGAGAACGGGGUUGUGCAUCGAGACCUCAAACCGGAGAACCUGCUGUACGCCGACCUGUCACUGGACGCUCCGCUGAAGAUCGCCGACUUCGGUCUGUCCAAAAUCAUCGAUGAUCAGGUGACCAUGAAGACCGUCUGUGGUACGCCAGGGUACUGCGCUCCAGAGAUCCUGCGGGGAAAUGCUUACGGCCCUGAGGUGGACAUGUGGUCGGUGGGCGUCAUCCUCUACAUCCUACUCUGUGGGUUCGAGCCCUUCUUUGACCCGAGGGGGGAUCAGUACAUGUACAGCCGCAUCCUCAACUGCGACUAUGAGUUUGUGUCUCCGUGGUGGGACGACGUCUCCCUCAACGCCAAGGAUCUGGUCAGUAAGCUGAUCGUCCUCGACCCUCACAAGCGCCUCAGUGUCCGGGAGGCCCUGCAGCACCCCUGGGUGCUGGGCAAAGCUGCACGCUUCUCCCACAUGGACACCGCCCAGAGGAAACUACAGGAGUUCAACGCUCGACGCAAACUUAAGGCUGCCAUGAAGGCCGUCGUAGCCACCAGUCGGAUGCACGAGGGCUCACGGCGUCGCACCGACAGCUGUGAGAUUCCAGGCUCAGGUGCUUCCAGGCAGAGCAGCAUGCAGCAGGACCCGCCUCCUGAGUCGACAAGCCCCAUCCCCGCAGACAAAGAGACCCUGCCCCCAGGUCAGCAGCAGGAGGACCAAUCAAAGCCCACCGACCGCAGUGCUGUCCGCCCUUCCCCUCCACGCAGCCCCAAACCACCCAGCUCUGACGUCACGCCCACAGGCCCCGCCCCCACCAGACCGCCGCUGCGGGCCGAUGGGCUCCGACAGGCGUCCGUCGUUCCCAAAACAAUGCCGGUCCAACCCCGACUGCCGCAGAAGAGCUGCUCUGUGGUAGAGCCCACCUCCAGGGUCGAGGCUACGCCCGCGGUGGCCACGCCUCCAAGUCCCAACAGCCUCAGCAACGGCUUUACACCGGGGGUGGAGCCUGCAAGUAAGACCGCCCACUGCCAGUGAUCACCUGACCAACAGAGCAGAGACGCUCCACUCUGCUUCGGUUUCUCACAGCCACUAAAAUAUUGAGGUUUAGCCUUCGAUUCUUUACAAACGUCUGACAUCAUUUAUCGGGACCAAACGAAACAAACUAACAUGUAACGUCUAACUUCCAUGUCUGUAGCUUUGCUGCUACGCUAACAUGCUAACAGCUGCAUACUCACUGAGGGUUUGUUUUGGGUGUUUCUGCAGCCUGGACGGCGCUUCUGGUUUCCAGUGUGACGGCUGGAGACGAUUCAGGAUCUGAAAAACAGAGUGUUUGUCCCACAUCAGGAUUUUACCGUUAUUUAAUCUGCUCUGUUCUCGUUACUGUGGUGAGAAAAAAAACCACAGGCAUGUUCAGAUGAUCCCCUUCACAGAUCUUUAUAUGGACAAAUCAUUUCAACAUCAUUAAGAUUUUCCUACGGACUGUUCUUAAUCUAUCAGAGGAGGGGGUGGCUGGGAUGUUUGUUUGUUUGCUUUUGUUUUUUGUCCCUCUCCAAAGCUACAGAUAUUUUUCCUUGAACUUCCCCUUCGAUGUUUGCAAGUUAAAAGUUGAAGACAAAAUCAUGGAAUUGAAAAAAGCCUCGGAUUUUCACUCUCGUCAUGCACGCUGGUUAGUACGUGUAAUACAAACCGGCCUGUGGGCAGGUUUGGAAGGCAUCUUUUCUUUAAAAUUCAGCGGUAAAUUAAAUAGAAUACUCCAAUUUAAAUCUGUAUGCCCCUCCCCUAACCAAAAAUAAAACCAUACGCCCCUCCCUACUGAUUAAAAAGUCAUUUGACAUAUUUACCAAUUUUUGCACAAAACAGCAUCUUCCACAAAAACAAACUCUUUUUGCCUUUCAUUAAAUACUUUUUAGAUCAGCAAAAUUCUUCUUUUCUAGCUGCAAGCGAAACAUCCUUUUUUCGUCAUUAAUGUUUUUAUGGAUGUGGUGUUAUGUCUCUAACAUUAGAUUUAAUAAUCAGAUUCAGUCUUUUCAUCUGGUCAGUUAGUCUCGUGCCUGGAGAGUUAUGGCGCAAAACAUUUUCUCUUAUAAAAUUAAUCAGUAAUUAUCUAAAGGCUUAAACCAGUCUUUAUCACCUAACGUGUAAUUUAUUGUUAUAAUCUAAUGUCACAAACCACAGACAACAAUGAAAACAGACAUUGACUCUAUCGCUAACCCUCGCUACUUUAGCAUCUCUAAGCUAACAUGCUAGGUCAUACUGUGGGUCAACAAAAGAACUUUCUGGGUUCCUGUGUUGACCUGAAACAUGAUUAAAACACUGUUUCUGCAGCUGUAGAAUACGCCUGCAUCUAUUUUAUUAAACACAUUAAAACAAAAGCACUUAAAACAUCAAAAUUAGAAGCUUGUAGAGCGGCUGUGCAGCACGAGCACAUACUCUCUGAAGAUGGAUUGAUAAAGUUUUGACUUGUGUGACAGGUUAAUUUGACACUCCGCCUCCUAAUGAUUAAAUCAGACCUCUCAUGAACCAUCACGGUACAGCUGGGUGUGUUUACGUGGUUAUGAAUAACCUGUGUAUUAUCGGGUUACUUAUUUAUGUCCUUAAACAUGUAAACACCUUAUUGUGUUUAUAAGAAACCGGACAUGUUAGCCGAGCACUCAAAGAGAAACCAGGAAGUAUACGGGGAGUGUGAAUGACCUGGUUUCUCUGUGCUCACGUAAACACCAUAUCUGAACAUGAUCGUAACCAGAAUAAUCCUCAUUAUCAGGUUCUUCAUGUCCAUUUCAUCACACUAGAGGACUUCUUACAGGACUUUCAUUUUUGUGCCAUAACAACAUAAUUGUCUACUGUACCAAUUUAUUUCUCCCAACAGUGUGUUGGUUUAUGCGUCAUCGUCCUGCACGCUAAACUCAUGCCCAAAUAUUUUUUAACUCUGCAGUUAAUUGACUUUGUUCUGAACAGAGUGUCGUCCCCUACUCCUCACAUCACAGCAAAACGUGUCUCUUGCUGUGUUUGGCUGCUUUUUACCACAGUAACAGUACAAAUGUAUAAAUUAGCAUGUUUGCGACCAAACUGAAGCGUCGAUUCAUACGUUUAUCUGAAUCAUGACGACCACAUUCACACCUGCUGUUACAGGAUAAUUAGGGUGUCUUUCAACCACAGCUUUAUUCUGAUAAUUGUGUCCAUUCUAAAUACCGUAAAACUUUGAUUAGACGCGCCAUGCUAUUAUUCGCUGAAAUCCCUGAAGUCAACAGGCCUUUGUUUGGGACAGGCAUGAAUCAUUCAUUCAUUGAUCGAGCUCCGACAGACAGAGUUACAACACUUGUUUUGCAGCACACCAACACAACACCACUUUACACCACAACACCACUUUAUACCACAACACCUGUUAAAACAAUCCUCACAACUUGGAUUCAUCCAUCCAUCGAUUUUCAUCCGCUUAUCCGGGGCCGGGUCUCGGGGGCAGCAGGCCAAGCAAAGCACCCAGACAUCCCUCUCCCCGGCAACACUUUCCAGCUCCUCCUGGAGGACCCCGAGGCGUUCCCAUGCCAGACGAGAUAUGUAAUCCCUCCAGCACGUUUAAAUUGUUUUAUACCCAUUCAAGUUAGCAGAGCACUAAACAGGAAGUUAGCCAGUCGGCCGCUGUAACUCACUGGUGCACUAUGGGCCCAAAAGAUGCGAGUAAUGCCAUAUUACAGAAAUAUACCUUUUUUUUGGCUUAAUGCGCCACUGAACAACUUUCAUAGGAAUGUACAAGGCCCCGCCUCCAACGCUGUUUCCAGGGCUCUUUACACAUCCAUGGAUUAUAGAGACGAGACGAACUUCACAUUGGUCACAAACUUGCAGUUCAGCCCUGAAAACAGACCAGAGAUCAGUUUGGUUUGUAGUUUACUGCCACUUUUUUCACGUUCUUUGACAGUGAGAUGUUCAGAUGGAAGGGCGGCGCCGUGAUGCAGUGGUUAGCACUGUCGCCUCACAGUAAAAGGGGUCCAGGUUUGAACCGGCCGGCCAGCUGGAGCCCUUCAGUGUGGCGCUUGCAUGUUCUCCCUGUGUCAGCGUGGGUUUCAUGCGUGACACCCAACAAGAUAGUGCUGGCAGAGCAUGAAUGAAUGGUCAGGAUGGGGUUAAGCUAGCUUAGCAUAAAGACUGGAGGCGGAGGGAAACAGCUAGCCUGGCUCUGUCACCUACAACAGCUCUGAAGCUCAACGAGUUGUUUCAUCUGCAUGUAAAACAGUUAAAACAGGUGCUGGGCGGAUGGAUACACUGCUGUUCGUCUAGAAAUAGUUCCUAAUUCUGACACUCCACUUCACGAACAUCUCUCUGUCAAACAGAAACACUGAAGAGAAUUUAUUCCUCAAUAUUCUGAUCUGGGACAAACACUGAUUCUUCUUCUUUGGUACAGAAGGUGACUUUUUCCUCGGACGCUCAGGACGGAGCUGAUUGAUUGUAUUUUAUUAAACUUUAUUGAACAGCUGUGCAUGGACACUCUGAUGUGAAGGCAAAGAGAGAAAGAGCAGCUUCUUCCUCUAUCGGGUUUCUCUUCUUCUUCUUUCUCUUCUUCUUCUUCUUCUUCUUCUUUCUCUUCUUCUUCCUCUUCUUCUUCUUCUUCUUCUUCUUCUUUCUCUUCUUCUUCUUCUUCUUUUGCGUCUCUUUCAGUGUCGGAGCAUGUGGCGCCGCCUCAGACGGACUCGGUCUGAAGAGACAAUUUGCUUUGACUUUUUUAACCCUUUCUACUCUUUACUGUUGACUGCAGUUGUUUGAGUAGAUAGACCCACUGUGUAGUUCAGUGACGUGUUGUGUUCGUGAGCUUCUAGUAAAACGCAGUGUUGUUUACACUUUUAUCAGCAGUGAUGGUGAUGAUGAUGAUGAUGAUGAUGAUCUCCUGUUUGCACUGUACAUAGUUUGGUUUUAGGUUAAUACCGACAUCUUUAGCACUCGACCAGAGACACAGUCGAUGAUCAGACCUCCCCAAAAAAAACACCAAAUUUGACCUUUGACCUUAAAUUAAACCAUCUGAUCUGAAACCACACGUUCUACCUCUCUCUGUACAGGGGCUUCCAAAAUGAUCCAAAACAAGGUGCAAACGUCUCUGGAAAGAAAUUAAUGAUAAUAAUCUGACGCCACUCUGAAAGACACACAAAUGUACGGUGGCCAGGACGGACCAAACAGGACAGAAGCAAACACCCUGCUCAGUUCACAGAGGGUGACGGUCACAGAUUUAUGAAUCAGUGGGAAUCAGUCCUAACUGACUGAAAACUGUCAGAGUGACGUAUUUAUACUGCGGUCACCAGUCACGCCACCAUGACAGCACUUUAUAGUGGACACCAACAGCAGUGAAAAAACAGGUGACCCAUGUACAACAGCUGUGGGUUCAAUUCCAGCCUGCUGGUUGACUGCUGCCUCCAUCAGUCAGUCAGUGUGUUUGUGUCACUGUGUGACUUUGGUGUUUAAAGGGUUAAUGCAGAUUCAACAAAGUCACACAGUGACACAAACACACUGACUGAUGGAGGCAGCAGUCGACCAGCAGCUCCUGAGUUCACUGGUGUUAAAUCACUGGUUUUCUCAGGGGAGUCUGGCUGUGACGAGAGCAGAGAUGGGAACUGAAGCAUUUAACAGUUUCCCCGUUGAAACAGUCAGUCUGACAUGAAGGUGAAGCAGUGAAAAUAUUCUAAAUACAUCGUACACUUAAACUGAUGGUUCUUUUAGGCGUCUGAAACAGAUUUUGUUGCUGACUCCGCCCACUGCAGGACAUUGCUGAGCUUCCAUGUCAGACUCCAAACUGCUGACUGACACCUGCUGUAGGUCACACACUGACUGUGGAUCAGUGCCUCACACAGCCCCAGAGCCUCGAGUACAGUGACAUAUUGCUGUUGUUCCUCUGUGCUGGUCGGCUUUCUGUUUCUUCCUCUGACAUGUAACAUCAGACUACAACACUCAAGACCAGAAGAAGUUCAUCUUCAGUACCUUCAGUACUGGAGGAAAACUAGUACCACCAUGUUUGCAGAACUUUUAGUGACGUUUAACUAAAAGCUUCAACGACAAACUGCGACUUGAAUUAUUAUCUUUUAAAUUCACAUGCAUUAUCUGUGUAACUGUAAGGAUCAAAAUAUUAUUUAUCUCUUCACAUAUUAAUUUCCAAAGUCAGGUCCCACUGGGGACACCUGAAGGGGAGGGGCUUCACCUCUGUAUAACUGCAGUAACUCACCUGAGGUGUUUAUUUACCUGCACACAUACAACCUGCCGCUGCAUUUUUAAUUUCACCAUGUUUUCAUAUUUCAAGCUCAAAAUACAAAGUGAGAGCAGGAAGUUUGAUGAAUGACUCUGAAGUCGUUUGUUUGGACCCAUAGAAUAACUCAGUGUGAUCAAUACGGGCCCUGUGCUUUUUGUUCUGUCUGAGCCACCGUACAAACAUCCUGGAGUGUGAACAUUCAUCCCUGAAGGGCUUUUCUCUUUAAAGAGGAACCAAAAACCUCCAAAGACCUGAAAACUUCUUUCUUCAUGUUGAGUCCCGGCGCUGGAGGAAGUACUGAGAUCCUUUACUGAAGGAAAAGUGCAAAUAUCACAGUCUGAAGAGACUCCAGCACAAGAACAGGUCCUGCGUUCAAAAUGUAACCUCACUCAAAGUAGGACUUAGGGACUGUUCUUAACUUAUCAGAGGGGGUCACUUCAUUUUAUUUUAUUAUUUUAUUUUGACCCUCUCUGAAGCUCCAAAUAUUUUUUCUUCACCCUCCCUGAGUGACUGGAGGACAAUCCAUGACUCCUGCACUAUGAAUGAGUUAUUAGAUUUUUAAAGCUUUGACGUUUGAAAGUUAAAAGAUAAAAUAGUGGAUUUGAAAAAGGCCUCAGUUUUUUACUUGCCAUGCAGACGGGUUAUUUUUGGCCAGAUUUUAAAUGAGACGCAGAAUAAAGUGAUUUUGGUAAAAAAAAAAAAAAAAAAAAAAAAAUUUAAAAAUCACUAUUUCAAAAUCAGAUUAUUUUUUUCUGGCAGAAGCGUUUGUCAGAUGUGAUGAGUCCAAGGACCGUUGGAAAUUUGAAAAUCCAAUGAUAGUUUCUGUUUCUAUAGUUUCUGGCUGAUAAAUGAAAAAUGAUUUUGGUGUUUUUUUUAAAAGAAAACAUGCCCUCCAAACUCGCGGUAAUUUUUUCUUUACCAGUACCAUAAAUACAAAAUACAACCUUUUGAAUUUGUAUGCCCCUCCCCCCAAACCGAAAUAAAACACCUAAGUCCCUCCCCAGUGCUUGAAUAAUGAUUUGACACGCUGCCCCCUCCUCCUUCACAUACACAAACAGUCCCUCAGUGAGAAAUUCAGAGCGUACAAGUUGACUGCACACGGUUCUCAACAUGGAGAUGGCUGAGCCAGCAGCUAGUAGCUAACGGUGCUAACUCCAUAAACAGCACUAAACAAACAACAACAGUGCCAACAGCUAACGGUGUUAACGAGGGGGGAACUGGAGGGUGGGCGCUACGUUUCCAUGAUGACACCGUCCUGAUGUCAGUCGUCACUGCCGUACGAGCGGAGUGCAGAGUAUUGAUUCUCUGCUGAUCAUGAGACUGCUGCAGGACUGGAGGUCUGUGAUGGCAACAGAGUCACACACGCAGUGACAGGGCUAACUGUUAGCAUCACACCGCUACCAUUAACAUGUCGGUCAUUAACUAUUUUUUCAAUUUUUAUUUGUUCCCACUAUUUAGGUGCAAAAAUAAAAACACCUGUAAACACACAUCAUCUUCUUUUAGAAAAGCUGCAGUAAAAAUCAGACGUUUCAGGUCGCAACAAUACCGCUGUUGUUUUUUUUACACAGAACCAAACAGCAGCGGCAUCACGUCGCUCCAGUGUGUGAUGUUGUCAGUAACAAUCAUUUAGUGUCCAUGUUAUAUGGCGGCUGAUCUCGUCUUCUGCUCGGAGGGUAAGGAGCUCCUGGACCUCACUGUUUGAGUUAGCUGCUAACUGCUGCUAGCUGCUUUUUAAAUCUCCUGUGGUGGGUCACACACAUAACAGGACAUCAAAACGUCACACCUGUCCCGUCCUGCCAGCUGUCCCUUUCACACCGACAUCAUUGCGGUGCUGUCACUGAUCGUACCUUUCAUACAGACAGGUGGAAUAAUGGCGUGAUAUUCCCACCUUGAACAGGCUGUGUAAAAGAGACGAGUGAUGUCGGUCUAAUGUAAUUUGUUACUUGAGGAGGUCGAUGUGCAGUUUAAAAAAAGAUUAGAUUAUAUUACUGUUAUUCACAGUUUGGAGCAGACGGUCUCGCUGAGGUCUGGAGUUUGGUUCCUCUUUAAAUAAUUUGGUAAAAGCAAGUCUUCUGUUACAGCUGGACGCAGUGUUCACCUGUUACCAGUUGCUCACCUGUCCUCAGGUGUUUAUAUCUUCUUGCCAAAUGGAAGUCACAGACAGUAGGUGUCAUGGUGGAGAGCAUGAACUCUGUAUAUUUGAUUUAAUUCUAUACUCUUGUGUAAAAACAUGAAUAUUUUGCUUCUAUUUAUCUCGGCUUCUGAGGGACAGUCGGGGGGCGGGGUUGAGGUGGGCGGGGCUAAACUGUACAUGGUGUUAGUUUUGUGUUUGCUGAGUGAACUCGUACCUUUUUUUAUUUGGAGGAUGACAUAUAAAGUGACAGCUGUUGUAUCUCUGCAUGUAUCAUUUACUUUCUGUUGAACAUAUCAGAUUAAAGGAGCAGAGACUCUGACAGCUGAUCUGAGUUCAGUCUGAUUCAACACUGAGGCCACACCCACUUCUCCCGUACGGGAAAGGUUACAAUCAGUCCUGGUUUCUGUUGUUGUUUCCUGUGGCGGACACAGAGCUGCUGUGACAUCACCUCAGUGUCCCCAGCUGUUUGAAGAUCACAUUUGAAAUAUAAACCCACAUUUAUCUCACAAACAGUGACACGUGUCAGUAAAGCGCCCCGUCAUCAGCGGGGAC